AUGGUUCAACCUGUGAGAAUUCAAUAUGAUGGUCGAGUUUAUUCAUGCCGAGUCCAUGAUAUGAUUCUUGAUCUUCUUAUAUCCAAGUCAAUUGAAGAAAAUUUUGUUACCUUCUUUGGUGGCCAAAAUCAGAAAUUAGUGCUACAACAUAAGAUUCGUAGACUAUCUCUGUGUUAUUCCCAAGAGCACAUCGCAGUUCCAUCAACAGCGAUCAUUUCUCAUUGCCGGUCGCUCAGUAUAUUUGGGUAUGCUGAACAGAUGCCUCCUCUUUCGAAGUUUAGAGUUCUGCGAGUACUUGAUAUAGAAAAUGGUGAGGACAUGGAAAGCAGUUUUAUUGAACAUGUAAGGACUCUUUGUCAGUUGAAAUAUUUGCGGCUCGAUGUUAGAAGCAUUUCUGCAUUCCCUGAGCAAUUAGGAGAACUACAGCAUUUGCAGACUCUGGAUAUAAGAUGGACAAAGAUACAAAAAUUGCCCAAAAGCAUUGUUCAACUGCAAAAUAUGACAUGUUUGCGUGUCAAUAAUCUUGAAUUACCUGAAGGAAUUGGGAAUCUGCAUGCUCUACAGGAGCUAAGAGAGAUCAAAGUCAAGUGGGACAGUUUGGCAUCUUCUUUGCUGGAACUGGGCAGCCUGACUAAAUUGAGGAUUCUUGGGCUGCGCUGGUGCAUCAUCGAUACACACGGUAACAAAGAAAUUUUUGUGGAGAACUUGGUCUCAUCACUCUGUAAACUGGGUAGACUCAACCUUCGGUCUCUAUGCAUUAAGAGUGACUAUGGUUAUUCCAUUCCUCUAAAAGAAAUGUAUGGUUAUUCCAUAGAUUUCUUGCUGGAUUCUUGGUUCCCAUCCCCUCGUCUCCUCCAGAAAUUUCAGAUGGACGCGUACUAUUUCUUUCCCAGAGUUCCAGUUUGGAUCGCGUCACUUGACAACCUCUCGUACCUAGAUAUCAAUAUUAACCCUGUAGAAGAGGAGGCAUUAGAGAUCCUUGGAGGGUUACCUGCUUUGCUGCUUCUGUGUUUGUCAUCAGAAUCAUCUGCUCAAAAACAAAGACUCGUUAUAAGCAGCAACAUGUUCAUAUGUCUGAAGGAUUUCCGCUUCACCUGCUGGAGCAAUGGCAAAGGACUGAUAUUUGAAGCUGGGGCCAUGCCGAGUCUUGAGAAGCUGGAGGUUCCAUUAGACGCAGGCAAAGAUCUUGAUUUUGGCAUCCAGCACCUCUCUUCCCUUAUGCAUGUUACCGUGAAGAUCAUUUGCGGUGGUGCCACGGUUCGGGAGGUGGAGGCAUCGGAGGAAGCCAUCAGGGGCACAGUUACUCUCCUUCCGAACCACCCCACACUGGAAAUCCGAAUAUGGGGUGAUGAAAAUAUGGUGGAGGAGGACCAAGGGAGGGCUGAAGAGGAGAUCCAGACAAAUCACUGA
This is a messenger RNA of Triticum turgidum subsp. durum (durum wheat), 1410 nucleotides long. The record is from the annotation of a GenBank genome assembly. NCBI's taxonomy places the organism in Eukaryota, Viridiplantae, Streptophyta, Magnoliopsida, Poales, Poaceae.